UAAAAUAGAUUUUAAAUCCCCUAUUUAAACCCUGUUUUGAGCUCAAACUACGUUAAAAACAGACUGAAAAUCAUUCCAAUGUUAUGAAGUAGGUUUUAACUAUACUUGAAAUACAUUACAAACAAGAAGCGAAAUUUUGGAUUUUGUACAAAAUAGCACAAAAAUACCCUAUAGUGACUUCAAAAUACUGUUUAAAUCGUCAAAAUACGUUCAAAACAGUUUAAAAUCAGUUUAAAAAUACAGCUGUUUUGGUAAGCUAUAGCUUACUUACAUGUAGUACGAGUAUUUCCGCUCUCGCUCGCCUCCAACUUGACACUCGCACGAUCAACCUGUUACUGUCCAGAAGAAAAUUCAGGUCCUUCAACUUUGUGAACACACUUGUGGUAGACUGCACUUACUUGACGCGGACAGUUUGUCAGGAAUACCGUAUUUUCUUUUAUUUUUUAAAGAAAUACUAAGCGGGCAUGAUAAAAGUAGUGUUAAAACUAGUCUAGAUCCUCUGCAAAGUGUUGCUUAUAGAAAAUAACUGAAAAUCGGAGACACUUCUUAAGUGCAACGCUACAGCUGCAACUAUCAGUUUUUGUUUAGUUCUAAUUAACUGUACUAGUAUUCAUCUGACUAAGAUGGAUUUUAAGGAACAAUUAACAAGGGAUAUUUGAAAAAAAUUAAGAAAAUGUAUAGUGACUACUUGCUUCCGAAUGGCCCAUUCCCCCUUAGCUAUGAGAUGCGCCUGCAGGUAACCAUGGUAGUUGCUUUCAUCAAAACAAUGAUCCAGUCCUAGAUGAUGAAUACAACUAUCAUGAUUCCCUGCACGCACAUCUGGGAACUGGCCAUUCAGGGUUUAUUUUCAAGGCGUUUGAAGGACUAUAUGCACGACGAAAUUUGUUGAGCUACAACAUACAGGAAAGAGAAAAAUUCUGUCUUCUGCGUAAUUACCCUUCCGGCACGAUAACCAGAGAACAUUUCGAAUAGAGCUACUAGUAUCAGUAUCAACAAAUUUCUUUUAACUUGCGUGGUGUAAUUAAUGCAACUGCACUGCCAUGUCAGCUUUUUAACUGCAGAUGAUAAACGUUAUUAAAACAUUGCUGUCGGUAAAAGUGUAUUUUGUUGUCAUUGACAGCGAGGGAAACGGUCAGACCCGAUAAUGGCGGCUACACAACCUUAUCUUCAGUCGAUAUUUUCGUUUAUCCCAAUAACAUUACAUCUUCAGUCGAGAUUGCUCCACCGUUCCCUGGCCGCCGUUUCGAUAUCACGCGAUAAAAUGAUGAGAGCAGUUGGUCCCAUUUGGUUGCAAAUCUUACAGACUUCUUAUUCUGUUUAAAAUUACAAAGUGCAUAUCUGUAUUGGGGUUUCAGCGGACUCGUGAUCACUGGAUCCAUUCUUAAUGAAUUUUACCUUUGACAUUAUAAUCAGAUGGUUUGAUAAAUUUUAAAGCAAAAAAUAUAUUUUUCUCUGAUUUUCUCUGAUUUUCUCUGGCGUUAUUUUCGAGAGCCUUUUUGGAAAAUUCAGUAGGCGCUGGAAAAUUGAUGGCGACUGGUAAAAUUGCGCAUCCAAACAUGACAGGAAAAUAUGUAACUUCUGAGGUUUCGCCGCAUGAAAAACAGCUUUCGUUUGGAAGGCUGCGAAAACAACCACGGUAGACGCUGGGCUCAACGAAUGCUGUGCUGCUUCUAUGCAGCCCAAUCACGAAUUGGAACAAGCCUUUUAAGGCACGACUCAUUUUCCUGAGGAUGUUUCACUCCAGUUUGACUAGUUAUAUAGCAUCGUGCAUGAACGGGGCUUGCUAAUAACCAAGUAGGGCAAUUUGAUAUGGCAACUUGUAGAGGUCAUCAGGAUCAUCCCGACUCUUGUCCAGUAAGUCCGUAAAAGGAUGCCUACGGUUCCGAUUCAUUUUCGAACAGCCGAUAAAAAGCGAUGAGUCUGUAUGAAAUAUUUUUCGUGUGUGGCGAUCGGUCGAUCGAGGAAGAAAAGAGCGAAACAGUCGAAUUAUUUCAGUGAAAGGUAAGUGACUAUUAACGUGACACAUUGUCACGCUUGAAGAAUCACGCGGAAAUACAUCUCCUUCGCAGGCUAACUACAUUGAGUGAUACGUUUUUGUAUGGAUAUGUAGUUUUCAUCGUUACCCACUAGCUUAUUGAAGUUUGCUAGUCGCUCUCAGCUCUUAGUUUGAAAGUAUCACAAGACAGUUGUCCCUUGCUGUAGAGGUCGUCCCUUGUUUUAGUAUUAAACGAAUCAUGCAUUACAAAUUUCCAAACAUUUAGAGUCAUCAUUUUAUCUACGGUGAAAAUUAAUGUCAUAAUAAACAUAUAUGCCACUUACGCUGUCCUUUAAAAAUUCGAUAAGACAAAAGGCAAGAGAGGAUUCUUGGCCUGUCCCUCGUGGCAUUCAAUGAUCACAGGCCAGCGCUGAUCUCGUUAAACACUUUUAAUGCAUGUACGCGGUGUCUAUGGAAACCCAAAUAAGUUCAUAGUUCACAAGUUUCCCAUAAAAUAAACUUUUCGUAUAGUUUAGGUUUGAUAUCUUAAACAAUUUAUUCCAAGUUUUUAUACCUCAACGUGGGAUGUUAAAUUACGCCGCAAUUUUUAAAGUGUAAUUAUGAAACAUUACCUUCAGAAAGGCUAUUUACUCGGGUAAGGGAACUCCAAAGAGAAGGUAUACAAUGAAAAAAAAUAGGAUGGACGGUUUGGAUUGACUAACAUUUACGUGCGCAGGAUACGAACGACAAACCUGGGCUGUGUGUGAACUGCUCAUCAUAUUAGGGGGAUUGGAAGAAAAGCGAAAGAAAGUGAUAGUAACGUUUUUUUUUUUUGCCUUGCGCUAGAAAUCUGUCAUCGGAGUACAAAGCCAAGUACAAUUCCAACUUUUCCGUUUUGCAAUAGCUAUGAAAAUGGGUUAAAACAUUCAAAGACGCUGUAGUGACGUGCUUGGGCUGAGCAGGCAGAUUUUGGAAAACUUGAGCUAAACCGAUAGAGAUCACAGCGGUAGCUAUUAGCACCUUCAGUGCAAGGCAAAAGUGGUGUUUUUUGGCAGCAAAUGGGACUAAACUUUGUCAAAGUGCGAAUUAUGCCAUAGACUUCCUGUAAUGAAAAAAUAUAUAUUCCAUUCGUGUGCAUAGCAUUGAGCAUCUUUGAUGCAUGAGUACUCGCGGAAGUCGAUUGAAUUUGUCGCACUUUGUUCACCAAAUCGUCGAUAUUUCAAAGAAACCGUCGCUUUUAAUUUAUAUAUACAUAUAUCAAGAAUUGAUUUGCGUACAUGAUAGCGUCAUAGCCAUUUGAAAGGGAUGUCCAAGUUUUUCAAAGUCCUCGGCAACUACAUUGUAAUAUAGCAAACAUUCUACGAUGGGCCUUUAGCUUCCUUGCUUCAAGCUAUUUUUUCCACGUUGAUUUCCUUUCAGUCAUUACUGAUAAUACUGGUAAAUACUUUGCAAGAACUUAAAUUUCUAAAUCGUCGUUUCGUCGGUCGUCGCGACUUCGAUUUCAUCGGAAAUACCCAUACAGAGGCCUAGCAUUGGUAAUCAUAAUAAAUUCCAUGAGGUCCAUAUCGCGCCAGUUUUCGUAGAGGACAAGCCUAAGCUUACUGCUGUCUCAGUUACGUAAUUAGUAUUUGUCGUUGCCAAUACUUCCAAAAUGUUGUCUAAGCUUGGCAAGGCCACUCAUAUUUUACCCGAUGAUGAAUACUAGCAAGUUUUAUAUUGUUAUUUUUGAAGGGAAAGUGUUUAAGGAGCAGAAUUCUAGUUAACGGACUAUAGCUACAGACGACUUUGUUGUACUGUUCGUUCGCCGGCGUGAAACGGAAGUGAAAGGCAUCACUAUCAGACGACUUCAUUACUGCUGCAGUAAGCAGUUCACCGUUCUGUCCUACUUUUCUUUUAUCUGAUUCUCCCAUAUUUACUGAAAUACAUGUAUGGUAGGAUGGUACAAUCAAAUAUUGUAAUAAAGUAGGGCAGAAACUGCUUACAGUUUCAUGAGGUCGUCUGUAUGACUGAUUGUUUUCGAAACUCAGACUAUUAUCUUACUAAAUCAUGAAAACUUCGAGAAAGUUUUCAUGAUUUCGUACGAUACUAGAAAGACCAGGAGAAUCUUCAAAGUAUAUGGCGUACGUAGUGAGGGUCUCACGAAAACAAUCAGUCAUACGCCUGCAAAUAGAAAAGUGGUUUGCACAGGAUGCCUGUUAAAAUAUAAAUUUAAAAUAGGGAUAUUCCCAGAAUCCCGGUAAACAGAUUCCGGCGUCAUGUAUGUAGUAAUAGGCGCUUUCAAAAGGAUCUAACCACAAAGCAAAAGGAUUGUGGAAGUGCAAAGUGCUGCCGUACCAUUAUUUGAGGUGAGUUAAGCACACUUAAAGUGCAUUCAAAAUAAGUGUUUGCAGUUCAAUAUCUAAAAUUUUCUACCACGUCAACGAUUUUGCCAACAAAAUUAAGGGAGAAGCCGGAUUACGGUGCAUAAACUGAACAAUCGUGAAAUGUUACCUUUCCAUGCAUGCGCUAUUCCUUUUUAUUUUGCACAAGUGUUGAACUUAGAAUGUUCUGAGCUGCGUGGAAACACGACUGAUGAAAUGGAAUACCCUUACAGUGUAUUGCAUUGCAACCUCUAAAUUGGCCCUCUACUCGAAAUUGGCCAUCGCUACAGAGCUAAUAAUGCCACGGUUUACCUACAAACUCAGAGGUGGACAGAAGCACAGACCGGAAGUGAAAAUUGACAGUAGACAAGAGAGAUAAUUCUUUGUCUUGUAGUACAUGUGGUAUGUUUAUGUCAUUCAAAAGAACUCGACUAAAAUCGUUUCCUUUGAGAUUCUGAGAUAUAAGAUGUACGUUCAGAAAUUACGUACUGGUAGAAAAUUUUAUAUUGCGCUCUGUACAGUAUAGGGUUUAAGUUUCCGGUCUUCUUCCUGCUUCUUGUCGAUCGGGGUUUACCCGGAUAUGAAAGGAAAAUUCAACACUAAUCCACCGGACGUCGUUGUCCCUCCUGUUUUGAAAGUAACAUUCUUAAUCUACCAUAUGCAAAGGUAUACUGAGAGGAAGUGCUCUGUAUUGUGCAUGUGAAACCGAGCACAAAAGGCAAAUAUCUGAUGUGGGAAACGCGAUCGGGUCAGAAACCAAAACUUCUGUCAAUAGGGCUUUUCCUAAAUACAUUUAGGAGUAGCUUUCGUUUUUAGUUCAAACAACAACUUUAUUUUGUAAUGUUGGCCUUCACUACCAUAAUGAGAUUGUUGAUUCCACCAACAUAAUAUUUGGAACAGAACCCCGUAACCAAUUAUAAAUAGCUGGGAUUGCUCUAGUAAGACAGCUGAUAUCUCAUAACCAUGGCCAGCUCUUGAAAUAAGGUGGCUUGAAAAUGGUGUCUUUUUAAGCGCCAAAACUUCUCGAUCACUUCCUAGUUGAACCUAAUAUACUGUCGAGUAGUUAUUAAUAUAAGUCGUCGAAGUAUUCCAAACUUGGGUAGCUUGACAGCAUCACAUCGACUGCCCCUUCGUUCUGUGCUAUUCUUAUUCAUUUUGUUCUGCAUAUAGUCGGCUUCCAGCCUUUCACCUCCUUCCGCCCAUCCAAAUAAUGCGAGGCCGGGAAUGCACCGUUAUAUUUUUAUAGACUUUUAUAGAAACGUGACAAUACCCCUAAAGGCUCAAAAAGGAAUUAUUACCAUAACAAUAUAAAACGAAAUUUCAGUUUGUCUCCGCUAUAAAUUUGCACAUGCGAAGUACUGAAGUUUAACGAAAGGACUUCGUUUUGAUCUGUGUAGGAAAGUCAUGGGCUAUCAACUAGCAGAAGCUGACAGAGACAAGACUGAUCCCAAACACUUAUGCACCAAGUGCAACAGUGUGUUAAAGGAACCAGUUCAGACAACGUGUGGGCAUCGCUAUUGCAAAGAGUGUAUCAACUCUAUUCUAAGUCAGAAACCAUCAGAGAGUGAAUGCGUUGCUGAUGGAACCAUCCUCACGAAAGAAGAAGUUUUCCCGGAUAAAUUUGUUGAACGUGAGAUCCUUUUACUGGAACUUCAUUGUUCUCGUCUUGAUAAAGGCUGCCAAUGGAAAGGAAAGUUAAAGCAUCGUCAGGACCACGAGAAUGUCUGUGAAUUUGGAGAAAUCCAUUGCGUUCAUCCCAAAUGUGGAAUUUUGGUGCAAAGAUCCGAGCUGGCUAAUCAUCUUGAAAACAGCUGCAGCUACAGGGAAGAGUUGUGCACUUACUGUGAAAAAAGGAUCGUGUUCGUUGAUAUGACGGCUCAUCACCAGACUGAUUGCCCUCAAUUUCCAGAGCGCUGUCCGGAAUGUGGGAAACAAGAUAUUCCCCGGAGUCAGAUAUCUACUCACUUGGAUCCAGCUGUAGGUGAUUGUGAAGAAAUCAAAACAUUGUGUCCAUUUAAGACAGUUGGAUGUAAAGAAACUAAGGCGAUGGCUCUAGAUGAAAGAGUGAAUCACCUUAAGGAGUGCACGCCAGAACACUUGACUUGUAUACUGCAACACGUAAAAGAGCUAUCCUUGCUCGUUAACAACACCUUGCAUCUUACGUCACUAAACAAAACUAAUGGCUCAGUUAAUCCAAUAGAAAAGCAACUCGAGCAGUCGAUGAAGCAAAUUGGAGCGGUUUUGGUGGAAACAAAGAGCCUGAAAUCAGAAGUAGAUCAACAAGAUUCUCGAAUCAAAUCUCUGGAGACCGUUAAAGACCAGUCUACUUUGCCUGUUAGCUCAAGCUGUAGUCAGAAAAAUGAGCUGCAAGAAGCGACGAGAAGAAUGCAUAAUCAAGAGGCCAAACUUGCUGAUCUUGAGGUAUUUGUGAUAGAAGGAAACAAAGUUAAUGAGGAUCUGGAGCGUCAGGUGAACCUGCUAAAGAGAGAGCAAGAAGGUUACAAGGAAACGAUUCGAAAAUUACAGCGGCAUGUCGAAUCUUUGGAGCACACAUUGAGCAUGCGUAAUGUGGUGUUAGCUGACUUGGAGGAGCAGGUUAAACAGAAGGAAAUCUCCAAUUAUAAUGGUGUUUUGCUUUGGAAAAUCUCCGACUUCGCUCGAAAGAAGCAAGAAGCAGUCACAGGAAAGCAAGUUUCCCUUUACAGCCCGUGUUUCUACUCCAGCAGUUAUGGAUACAAGAUGUGCGUGCGCCUGUAUUUGAACGGAGAUGGCAUGGGCCGAGGAACACACAUCUCAGUGUUCUUUGUCGUCAUGCGCGGUCAGUAUGACGCGUUACUCCGCUGGCCAUUCAGACAGAAGGUCACGUUCAUGUUGCUGGAUCAGGAUAACGUAGAGCACGUGAUCGACGCCUUUAGACCUGAUCCAAGCAGCAAUUCGUUUCAAAGACCAAAAAGAGAAAUGAAUAUCGCCAGUGGCUGCCCUACCUUCUGCCCUCUGUCGGAGUUGAGCAAUUACGCAUAUGUCCGGGAUGACACUAUGUUUCUCAAGAUCAUGAUUGAUACCGCAGACAUUUGAUAUUUUCUAGGAAUUAAAAAAGGACAUUGCAGUAAAAUAAAUACCAUAUUGCGAUACGAUACUGCAGAACUCUCAUAGCGAAAAGAAGAUAGAAUUUGAACAAUACGCCACCCCAUCAAUGAAAAUAUGUAGGAACUGGGAAAAUAACAUAAAACAUAAAAAUAACAUAAAACUAGCUUCAAGUAGGUAGAACAUAUUUAUAAAGCAAGGUGUAUCUAAACAUGCAGAAUUGUGUGAAUUUUGCAUAUAAAUUAGCAAGAGGGGCAACAGACAAGGAAGGAAGUGGAUUUUGAACAAGGAGAGUUGUGUCUGUAAUAAUUACUGCCAGGAGCCAAUGCUCCUGUUAGUGCAUAUUCAAACUAUAAACUUGUGCAUGCAUGAAUGAUUGUAUAUGCGGGAGUAAGUUCAUAUGUAUACGAAAAUAUCAUGUCAUGGAAAUUAAAUGUUAAAAAUUGUAUUAAGGUAUGUGUUGCUGUUUCCAUUUUUGUCUGGCAAUCACGCUUUUUACCACGGUCUUAUUACUAGUUAUAAUAGGUCGGCCAACUUCUGUCGAUCCUCAAGUUAUGAGACCAGUUUCAUACUGAUUCUCUUUGUCGAUUAUCAGUUGUAAUAACAGAGCUAGUUGUAAUAUGUGUUAGUAUAGAACCUU
Molecule: messenger RNA, 8059 nt
Organism: Orbicella faveolata
Lineage: Eukaryota; Metazoa; Cnidaria; Anthozoa; Scleractinia; Merulinidae
Product: TNF receptor-associated factor 2-like
Biological process (GO): regulation of apoptotic process; regulation of canonical NF-kappaB signal transduction; signal transduction
Cellular component (GO): plasma membrane signaling receptor complex; cytoplasmic side of plasma membrane
Molecular function (GO): zinc ion binding; tumor necrosis factor receptor binding
Source: RefSeq, a predicted model, not a curated record